AUGAGGCCCUCUUCUACCAUGACGCUUCUUGCCGCGGCCUCGGGAGCUUUCCUGGCAAGCAUCCCGGCUGUCGAUGGCGUUAAGGCUAUCUUCGAUUUGCGAACCGGGGAAGACUACGAGAGCGACAACAACUGCGUGGACUCCGAGGCUAGGAAAGUGCGCUAUCUGCAGAUCGAGGGGUUCGACUACAACUCGUCGCCCUGGAUGCAAAUGACGUGGAGCAACCUGCACCCCUCCGGCAUCACGUACGAGGGGUGCUACAGCGCGGGGAUAUUCGGCACCGCCGACGGGCCCACAGGUAGCGCCAACGAUGCCGACCCGGCCGAGAACUACCGUAUGUUCGACGGCAUCGAUGACGACGGGGUGAACGCCGACAAGGUCAUGACGCUGGAGAAAUGCGCGGCCACCUGCACAGCUCAAGGAACGCGGUACUUCGGUCUCGAGUCCGCGGUCAAGUGCCUGUGCGGUGAUGAGCUUGCGGGCAGCCCUACCGACGAUGUCUACGGCGAAGGGGGCUCCGUGUGCGGCAUCGACAUCACGUUCGGCGGCGACGUCCCCGAGUACAAGUACCUGUGCUCCGGCGACUCCCGCGUGCUGUGCGGCACCGACGACCACAUCUCGGUGUACUCCCUCGACGGCAGCACCGGUGGCGGCGACGACGACUCCGGCGACCCUCCCGUUGGCUCCGAGUUCAUCGGAUGCGUUGCUGACAGCCAAGACGAUAGGGUGAUGUCUGUGGGACCGAUCGCGGAGGACACCAUGUCCGCGGAGAUGAAGAAGGACCUAAAACGCAACAGUCGUCUGUCCGGCUAG
This is a messenger RNA of Ectocarpus sp. CCAP 1310/34, 813 nucleotides long. The record is from the annotation of a GenBank genome assembly. Lineage: Eukaryota; Phaeophyceae; Ectocarpales; Ectocarpaceae.